AUGGAAGUUCCCGAGUUGCAGGUGCGUAGGAAGGUGAUGAAGGCGAUAAAGACGAGGAGGUCAUACUGGGAGCAGACGUACAGCGUCGAAAUCGACAAAGCUUCUUUCCGGGAAGUUAUUUCCGCUCUCAAGAAAUGCUCGUAUUCGAAUUUUGCCGACGAUGAUUUCCGAGUAAUGGGGAUCGAGGUAAUGGAGGGAGCGUGUCAGCUGGUGGCAGAGAGGUUCAGAAAUUGCGUGUUCGAGAGACUGUUCAGGGAGGGGCAAGACGAACUUUGUCGUGCGCUUGUGGAUGUGAAGGAGCUGUGUGAGGCUCUGGACGACGAUAGCCGUGAUUGGCUGGCACGGGCCAGGCUCGAACGUGACGAGUCGUCACUUUUACUGGCCGAGUCCUUGGACAGAUGGAGACAUGUCUUUGACUCGAAAUUCUACCAGCUGAGGAAGUUCCAAGAGGUUGGGUUGAGGCUCGAGAAGCAGCAGCUGACGACCAUUUCCCCAAUAGUGCGCGAAAACAUUACGAAUUUUGUGGAGAAAGUAAAGCUCAGAAUGUUUAAACUAUUCAACAAGAACUUGAUGGUCAGCCCAUCUCAUGUCAGGGAGGUUGUGAGCAGAAUGACUGAUGUUCCGCUUGUUGAGUUGUCCUCGUCCACUGGUUAUCUAAAAAAAGAAGCCUCACGCCUGGCGAAGAAGAAGCUGGUGGGACUCGACAGCACGAUCGAUGGAAUCUUUGAAGUUUUAGCAGCCUCCUGCACUAAUUCGGGCGGAGUACGGGCCAGGCCGAGGGGUUUAUUUCUCCUCGUUGGCCGAAGAGGAUCCGGCAUCACAGAGAUUGCCAAGGCCGUUGCGCAACAUUGGUAUGGAGAUGCGAGCAGGCUUGUGGAGUUUGGGAUGAGCAAGUUUUACGAUGGAAACCCAAUUGGAAUGGCAGCAAGGGAUCCCGAGUCGUGGCCAAGAACCAAGGCAAGCCUCAAGCUUUUCUUGAGCCGUCUCUCGGAGGUUGUGAGAAAACGGCCCUAUUCGGUGAUUCUUCUGGAUGGAAUAUAUAGAGCGGGCUUUUGCGUUAAGGGUCUACUCCAAGUUUUACGUGGUGAUGCGCCAAAUGAAUCCUCCGGAGUUGACUUUUCCAAGUGUAUUAUUUUCAUGGCGGCAAGACGGGGGCGUGCUGCGGAUGGGCUUAAGGCGAACUGUACAUGCUUUGGUGAAAGACCACAACUCGAGGAGGCGUUCGAGCAAGAUCCAGCAGGAUUCAAGAGGGCCCACAACUGUUUGCCCAAAAUUUUGGAAGAUGCUCUGUCCAUGGGAAGACGUUUAAUUGGGUCCGAGCUAUUUGAUUCUAUGGUGGAUAAAGCUUUUGCUGUGGAUGUUAGGCACAAUGAGAAGGCUGUUUUUAGAAUGCUUCUUAGGGAGAUGGUUAGAGAAGUUGGUGAGGGAAGGAUUCUCGCGCAUAUCUCAGAUGCUGCUUUGAACGCCAUGCUUUGGAAUUCACGUGCUAGUUUCUCGUUAUCAUUUCCCGGAAAGUCUUUGAAAGAAAGGUUGAUUGAGGAGGUCCGGCCACAGUUGGUAGCCACAGCCCGAGGUUGUUAUAGUAGCAAUGUUAUUGUAUAUAUCGACACCCUGGUUGGAACGGGCGAGCUGUCGUUUAGAUUUGAAAAGAACAAACGAGACCUAGCCGAUGCCUACUUCAAGCACAAGGACGGGACAUUUGGCAGCGUGAUGGCCAAUUUGGGGCUAAAACUGCAGUCAGCCUGCUAUCUGUUUGAGUUGCACAAAAGGAUUAUGCGUCAUUUGAGUCCAGCCAGUGAAAACAGUGUACAGUUGGGGAGGUCCCUGCUGUACAUGUGCAAAUAUCUCUCGAAUUUUUCUCCUUUAUCUCCGAGCUUGGAGGAGGUAGUAACAACAAGAGGAAUACCAGUGACAACAUCUAAUACGGGUGAAGAGAAGUCCAAGUUGAAGGAUAUAGUGACGAGGAGUUUGUUAGCAAAAGCCGAUACAAGUCCUGCUGAAGCAGUUGCCCGCGUGAUAAUCGAUGCCUUAUCCAAGAUGAUUGAUGCUCCACCGGAAAUUUAUUUCCCUCCCAAUCCAAAAUGUCACCUAAUUUUAUGCCCGCACGCUUAUGAUGCUAAGAGGCAACUGAUUUUACGUCUGAGCGAAUCCCUCGAGUCGAAUUUCAUGCACGUCAAUCUGAGAAUUAACAUGAGCAGCGGCCAUCAAAUCAAGAAAUUGCUGAUGGAGUUUGUGAAGGAGAGGCUUUUUGCUGUUUUCAUGCUCGAUGGAGUUGAGGAUUCGGAUGAUGUCCUCUAUGGGAGCCUUCUCGAGAUCCUUGAUAAGGGUGAACUCGUCGAUGACAUCAGUGGUCAACCCGUUGACUUCCGGAGAGCUAUCUUUAUCCUCACGUCAGAGGCUGCCAACAGGCAGGCAAUUGCUGGCUUCUUUGAUUCCCCACCGCAUGAUGAGGAUACUGAUACUAAUCAGGAGGUGAAACGAUUUAGGACAGAAUUGCUCAACCGGGUGGGUGAAAUAAUUCUUUUUAACCCGACAAGUUCACGCGAGCAAGGACACAUCUGCAGGCUUUGUAAAUGCAACAGCUUCAUCAAAUGCUCCGCAACUAAUGCUGUAUCGGUUUCGAGCAUCAUUAGAUUGUUCCAAUGUGGCGAUAGAGACGACGGGUUUUUUGAUUAUUUACAACAACAGUUGUCAUCAUCGCGUGUCAAAUUCCAUUUGUUGGGGAGCGCGGGAGAUACCUGUGGAGUCGAGGAGACCUUGAUGCCGCAGUCGACUGCAGUACGCGAAAUGUUCGCGGGCGACCCGCAACCAGCUACCCGUGACCUCCCAGGCAUCCUGCUAGUGACCUGCGACAUCCCAGGUGUUCCCAGGUGCAGCGACUGCGCGACCCCUUGCCUACAGCGCCUGUGCGCCUUGACCAGCGACAUAUAG
Striga hermonthica is the source of this 2931-nucleotide messenger RNA. Lineage: Eukaryota; Viridiplantae; Streptophyta; Magnoliopsida; Lamiales; Orobanchaceae. The record is from the annotation of a GenBank genome assembly.